Molecule: messenger RNA, 988 nt
Organism: Cucumis melo (muskmelon)
Lineage: Eukaryota; Viridiplantae; Streptophyta; Magnoliopsida; Cucurbitales; Cucurbitaceae
Exons: 6
Coding region: 206-721 (171 amino acids)
Biological process (GO): telomere maintenance via recombination; tRNA threonylcarbamoyladenosine modification
Cellular component (GO): cytosol; nucleus; EKC/KEOPS complex
Source: RefSeq, a predicted model, not a curated record
GGUCAGUUAUUGAAUCGGAGCAACACCAGCAUUUAUUCGUUUAUUUGUUUCUUCCACCACCUCCUCCUCCUCCCCACUCCUCCCCACUCCUCCUCGCUUUUCCCUUCUAUUUUCUUCAUCGGUAUCAAUCCAUACUACCUACAUCCAUAGUCGUCUUUCCAUUGUUGAAGGAACCUACAACCUGCUCUGUGUCUUCGGAGCAGCCAUGAAAGUGUUCCAAAUCAACGACAGCACCCUAACUCUCGCUCUCUUCACAGACGUCACCAAUUCCAAGGAACUUCUUGAUUCUAUGCAAGCUGGAACUUUGGAACCGGAAGUUGCAUUUCUCAAUGCUUCACUUAUUCCAGAUGUUUUUCCAGUACUUGCGGCUGCUCAUAAGACACUUGUUUCUAAGUCAAGAGGUUCUCUGACCACCCGCACCCUUCAUUCAGAACUUGUGUACAAUUAUUCGGGUUCAAAGCAUAUUACAGAGUCUUUAAGAAGAUGCGGAAUUUCAGAUAGCUCCUCCUAUGUUCUUGCGGCUUGUUUUAAUACUUCUCCUGAUGAGGUGAAGGCCAUUGAGAAACUCGUACAUGGUAAAGAGAUCAACCUAGAGGAAUUGGGAGAGAGAGCAGACCAAGCUCAGAUACAAAAGCAUUUUAAAAUCACUGGACCAGAGUUGACGCUAUCUUCAGUUGGAGAUGCUAUAACAUGUAGGAUCGCUGCGCGGGAUGCAUUGUAGCUCCAAAAGUUGCAAUAACUUCUAUAUUUGGAGUCCUCUUUACGCGAUUGUGUUAAAUUGUUUGUAGAAUCACUUUAAGGUUGGUGAUGUCGUUUCAAUAUUUAUAGAAUUUUUAAAUUAUUAAGCUGUGGAUCUUUGAUGGGAAUUGAUCAAUUUACAAUUAGGUUGAUGUCUAAAUUUUUUUUUUAUAGAAUGUUCAAAUAAUUAUGCCGUUGAUGUUCAGUGGAAAUUAAUGAAUCUACCGGCUCUUGUUGGGUCGUUGAUUUC